Ectocarpus sp. CCAP 1310/34 is the source of this 1975-nucleotide messenger RNA. The record is from the annotation of a GenBank genome assembly. Lineage: Eukaryota; Phaeophyceae; Ectocarpales; Ectocarpaceae.
GCUGUUUCGUUCGUUGUUGUGCUUUGGUUGUUGCUCGCUCUCACUCUGCUACCGCUGCCGUUGCAGGGAUUUAAAGCAGCCGCGUGACCUGCUGUAUUAGUAUGCCCCGCCGCCUUCUGGCCGCUGUUUUCGCCGGCGUUGCUGCUCUCUUUCUUCUGCAAUGCGGCGAUGGCUUUACCUUCGUCACUACAACUUCGCCCGUGCUCUCGCCCCGGUCAACAGUGUACCCUCCGAGCAGAUUUGCACCGUUGAGUACUAGAGGCGGGAUCUCGAUGUCUGGAUCGAGCAACGGCCGCGAGAGCUAUAGCUGGGACGAAGACGUGCUCGAUAGAGCGGUGAAGGACAUGCUUGUCGACAGGGCGGUGGAGACGGUGCGACACCUGUGGAAUGAGACCGGCGGGGACAUUUACGGUCAGUGGUUGGACCGUUUCACCGCCAGGCAGAACCUAGGCGAUGACGUCAUUUCGACCAUGGGCUGGGCGCGCUUUCUCAUCAAGAUGAUGAGAGAGGAACCGGUGGAAGCGGUCGUGAUCAGGACGGCGAAGAAGGACAGCCCCCAAGUUAUCGAGGCGCAACGCAAGGCACGAAAUAACGCCCGUCCACCGACGCUGAGUCCGUGGCGACAUUCCGUGAAUCAGCUAUCUGCGGACUGGGACGCCGAGGAAGAGGAGGAGAUGAAGGUGGCCCUGGACUAUCCCCCUCAGCUGAAGGCCGUUAAGAGGAGCGUGGUCGUGCAGCCGGCGGAACUGGCGAAAAAGCUUAUGGACAUCCGGGAACAGCUAGCCCUGGAGUGGCGGGAAGACUUGAAGAACAUCGAGGUCGAGAACGACGAAAUCGUCCGCCUGGACAACGACAGACGGAGGAGAGCCAGGGAGGCGGGGCCUGGGUACGACGAGGUGGAGCAGGGCGGCGGCGGCGGCAGCCGCAGGAGGUUGACGUACGACCACGGGCAGGCCUUCGGAGGGGACAGCAGCCCCCUGCGCUCCGACAACUACGAGACGCUGGUCGGCUACUUGACGGAGAUCGCGGCCCUCGUCGUACAAGAACGCAUGCGGGUGGACGGGGACGACAUGGGAUGGAACUGGAUGGAGCAGUUCCUCUAUUGGGCGAAGGCCAACUCCAAGUACGGUUCCGCCGCACCCGGGGACGAGAGUCUAGAAUCCCCUCCCCCCUUUCCUUCGGACAAUGGCGGCGAUGGUGGCAUUGGAGAGGAACGGGGGGCGAGGGGAAAGCGGGUCAAGGCGGCGUUUGGGGCCGCGGGGGUGGGCAUGGGGGGGACGGAUGAGGACCGUAAGACCAGGGGCAACCGGAUGCUGGAAGAAAUGCUGAUGGGACAGAAGGUUCAGACGUUCGAUUUCAAGAAGAACGAUCUCGUUGGAGUGGAUCCAGCAGAGAUCGGCCAGUUGGUCAUGGACGCAAGAAUCGAGGUGGCCAGGCGCAUCUCCACCGCCCUUGAGACCGUUCCGGCGGACCACGGCCUGGUCCUCAGGAGGUACCUCGAGGACAAGUGGGAAGCAGACCGCGCCGCGGGCCUGGUGAACGUGGAAGACGACGAUGCCGACGAGCCUGAGGGAAGAGGAAAAGGAGAGUGAAGGAGGUGCUUUGUUGGGGGGGGGAUCCGGGGGUGGGGGCGGCUGGAAAGAGGGAGAGGGGGUGGCUUAGAACCCCGUCGUUCGAACGCGUGUCUAUGCCCGAGUGAUGCUAGCGUGAGGAAGGAGAGAAGCGUGGCUGAUAGGGAGUCGUGGCGAGCGAACAAUAGGAAGAAGCGCGCGCGGCAGAGAGAGAGAGAGAGGAGGGGAUGACGAGGGACGGACGCUGUUUGGGCGUUGAGGUCCGUGUUGAGCUUGAUUCCGACGGGAGGAUACCUGCAUCGAGCGGGGCGAAAACCGUUGUGUAUAGGAAGGAGGCCGGCUCCUCGAGGAGAAGGGGCUGGAGUACACGUACGCCCAGAAGAAUCGUUGCUGCUGCUGCUGCU